Ostreococcus tauri is the source of this 663-nucleotide messenger RNA. Its product is annotated as Manganese/iron superoxide dismutase, binding site. The coding region runs from base 1 to 663 and encodes 220 amino acids. The transcript is spliced from 2 exons. Gene Ontology annotation, molecular function: metal ion binding; superoxide dismutase activity. The record is from RefSeq and is a predicted model, not a curated record. Gene Ontology annotation, biological process: superoxide metabolic process. Lineage: Eukaryota; Viridiplantae; Chlorophyta; Mamiellophyceae; Mamiellales; Bathycoccaceae. Gene Ontology annotation, cellular component: mitochondrion.
AUGCUGCGUCGCGCCGCGUCCACGCUCGCUCGGCGAACGAAGGGGUCGAUCACAUCUCGGUCGUUCGUCACCGCCGAGCUCCCGGACCUCGAGUACGAUUUCUCCGCGCUCGAGCCGGUGAUUUCGGGAGAGAUCAUGGAACUGCAUCACCAAAAGCAUCACAAAGCGUACGUCACAAACUUUAACGUCGCGCAGGAGAAACUGGCGGAGGCGCAGGCGAAGGGUGACUUUUCAACGGCGAUCGCGAUGCAGCCCGCGAUCAAGUUCAACGGAGGAGGACACGUGAACCACUCAAUGUUCUGGAAGUGCCUGACGGCGCCCAAGGAUUAUGCCCUGCCAGAGGGCGCGCUAUUGAAGAUGAUCGAGCGAGACUUCGGGUCGCUGUCGGCGAUGCAAGAUACGUUUACAGCCGCAACGGUGGCCGUGCAAGGUUCUGGAUGGGGCUGGUUGGGCUACGACAAGGCGAACAAGCGACUCGCCGUGACGACGACGGCGAACCAAGACCCGUGCGUGACCACCGGUCUGACGCCGAUCCUCGGCGUGGACGUCUGGGAACACGCGUACUACUUGCAAUACAAGAACUUGCGACCGGACUACGUCAAAAACAUCUGGAAAAUCAUCAACUGGAAGAACGUCGCGGAGAACUUGAACAGCGCGAUGUAA